AAAAAAAAAAUCAUUGAAAAUUGAGUACCUCCUAGGUUCUUUUCCUAGAAAUAGAAAUGAUAUGAAUCGCAGACAAAAAUCUCAAAUAUCAAAAAUGGCUGUCAAAAAUUAAUUUUAUAUAAAAUAGAAAGAUCCAUGUGCUAAGCUUCUCUGUCACAAUCUCACACAAUUUCACGAUCCAAACUCACACACAAACCCUAUUUCUCCGACACCGACGAUGAGCUGGUGGUGGGCUGGAGCUAUCGGCGCUGCAAAGAAAAAAUUGGAUGAAAAUGAAGCACCGCCGAAUUACCAGAGCGUCGCUCUGGUGGUGGGGGUGACCGGAAUCGUGGGGAACAGCAUGGCGGAGAUCCUGCCGCUCGCCGACACCCCCGGCGGGCCAUGGAAGGUUUAUGGGGUGGCGCGGCGCCCCCGCCCCUCCUGGAACGAGGAUCACCCGAUCAAAUACAUCAGCUGCGAUGUUUCCGAUUCCGACGAUGUCGAAGCGAAGCUCUCCCCUCUCACCGAUAUCACCAACAUUUUCUAUGUGACUUGGACUAACAGAUCCACUGAGAAGGAGAAUUGUGAAGCUAAUGCCAAAAUGUUGAGGAAUGUGCUGAGUGUUGUGAUCCCUAAUUGCCCCAAUUUGAAGCAUAUCUGUUUGCUUACUGGUAGGAAGCAUUAUGUUGGUCCAUUUGAGAGGUUAGGGAAGAUUCAAGCUCAUGAUCCACCGCUUACUGAGGAUUUGCCUCGAUUGGAUUGCCCGAAUUUCUACUAUACCCUGGAGGACAUUCUGUUUGAGGAGGUUGGGAAGAAGGCGGGCUUGACUUGGUCUGUGCACAGGCCCGGGAUCAUAUUCGGCUUCUCUCCGUAUAGCAUGAUGAAUUUGGUUGGGACGCUUUCUGUGUAUGCCGCUAUCUGCAAGCAUGAGGGUGCGGUAUUGAGGUUUCCGGGUUGCAAGGCUGCUUGGGAUGGAUACUCGGAUUGCUCGGAUGCAGACUUGAUUGCGGAGCAUCAGAUAUGGGCGUUCCAUAAAUUUUGUGUACAUGUCUGCUCUGUGCUUUGUGAAUGA
Messenger RNA from Salvia hispanica, 1051 nucleotides. Its product is annotated as (S)-8-oxocitronellyl enol synthase ISY1. NCBI's taxonomy places the organism in Eukaryota, Viridiplantae, Streptophyta, Magnoliopsida, Lamiales, Lamiaceae. The record is from RefSeq and is a predicted model, not a curated record.